UUCUCCCGUGUCUGCGUGGGUUUACUCCGAGUGCUCCGGAUUCCUCCCACAGUCCAAAGACAUGCAAGUUUCUCUCUUCCCGGUGUGUGCAGCGUUACAUCUAAAUCUACAGUAACCAUGGCCUCCUUAUCUAUGGCCCCAGUGAACAUCUUUAGACAUGGAGCAGAUGAGGAGAAAGCAGAGACUGCUCGACUGUCCUCCUUUAUUGGUGCCAUUGCCAUUGGAGAUCUGGUGAAAAGUACACUGGGACCAAAAGGAAUGGACAAAAUCCUUCUCGGUGGUGGCAGGGAGGGGUCUGUUACAGUUACCAACGAUGGUGCGACCAUUCUGAAAGCCAUUGGAGUGGACAACCCAGCUGCCAAAGUGCUGGUUGAUAUGUCCAAGGUCCAGGAUGAUGAGGUUGGAGAUGGCACUACUUCUGUUACCGUAUUGGCAGCAGAACUGCUAAGGGAAGCAGAAUUAUUAAUAGCCAAGAAGAUCCAUCCUCAGAUCAUCAUCUCUGGCUGGAGAAAGGCCACCCAGGCUGCUCGUGAGGCCCUGAAGGAAGCUGCAGUGGACCAUGGUAAUGAUGAGGUGAAAUUUCAGGAGGAUCUGUUAAACAUUGCCCGCACCACUCUGUCAUCCAAACUGCUCACACACCAUAAAGACCACUUCUCCAAGUUGGCUGUGCAGGCAGUGCUUAGACUGAAGGGCUCUGGCAAUCUGGAGGCCAUCCACGUCAUCAAGAAGCUGGGUGCCAGCCUUACAGACUCUUACCUGGAUGAAGGCUUCCUUCUUGACAAGAAGAUUGGUGUCAAUCAGCCGAAGAGAAUAGAAAAUGCAAAAAUGCUCAUUGCCAACACCGGCAUGGACACAGACAAGAUCAAGAUCUUUGGUUCCAGAGUACGUGUGGAUUCCACAGCGAAGGUGGCUGAGAUUGAAUUGGCUGAGAAGGAGAAGAUGAAGGAGAAAGUUGAGCGCAUCCUUAAACACGGCAUCAACUGCUUUAUCAACAGGCAGCUGAUCUAUAACUACCCUGAGCAGCUCUUUGCUGCAGCAGGUGUGAUGGCUAUCGAGCACGCCGACUUUGCAGGAGUGGAGCGACUAGCACUAGUCACAGGUGGUGAGAUUGCAUCCACCUUUGACCACCCAGAGCUGGUGAAGCUGGGCCACUGUAAGCUCAUUGAAGAGGUGAUGAUUGGAGAAGACACUCUCAUCCAUUUCUCUGGCGUGGACAUGGGUGAGGCCUGCACUAUUGUUCUGCGUGGAGCCACUCAGCAGAUUCUGGACGAAGCCGAGCGUUCACUUCAUGAUGCACUGUGUGUUCUGGCUCAGACUAUUAAAGAGACUCGCACAGUGUACGGUGGAGGUUGCUCAGAGAUGUUGAUGGCUAAAGUAGUGACAGACUUGGCCAACAGAACACCAGGCAAAGAAGCCGUAGCAAUGGAGUCCUUCGCUAAAGCACUGCGAAUGCUUCCUACCAUUAUUGCAGACAAUGCAGGUUAUGACAGUGCAGACCUUGUGUCUCAGCUGAGAGCAGCUCACCAGGACAGCAAGACCACUUUUGGCCUGGACAUGACUCAUGGGACGAUCGGUGACAUGGCUAAGCUGGGCAUCACAGAAAGCUUCCAGGUGAAGAGGCAGGUGCUCCUGAGUGCUGCUGAGGCUGCUGAGAUGAUCCUACGUGUUGAUAACAUCAUUAAAGCAGCACCAAGGAAAAGAGUACCAGAUCACCACCCAUGUUAAAACUUCAUUAGAAGAACAGCGGGAGUGAUAUUGGGGAACAGCAUGUAUUUAUUACCUGAUACAUCCUCUGUUUAUUUCCUGUGCACUGUUAGCACUGCGGAGGCUUUCUGUGCAUCCUGCCACUAUUCAACAACACGGCACCAUGGCAUUUUUGUUUACUCCAUAAUAAAACUUUAGAAAGUG
Trichomycterus rosablanca is the source of this 1908-nucleotide messenger RNA. RefSeq names its product chaperonin containing TCP1, subunit 2 (beta) (gene cct2). NCBI's taxonomy places the organism in Eukaryota, Metazoa, Chordata, Actinopteri, Siluriformes, Trichomycteridae. The transcript is spliced from 17 exons. Gene Ontology annotation, molecular function: ATP-dependent protein folding chaperone; ATP binding; ATP hydrolysis activity. The coding region runs from base 118 to 1725 and encodes 535 amino acids. The record is from RefSeq and is a predicted model, not a curated record. Gene Ontology annotation, biological process: protein folding. Gene Ontology annotation, cellular component: chaperonin-containing T-complex; cytosol.